CAGAAAGGCUGAGGCACUAUGGCUUUGCAGAUGUUAAUUAACCUCCAAUCAUUCUUGCAAACGUUUACCUGGUGCACUUGGCUGGGUAUUUUAUUUCUGAUUCUCUCAGUUGUUGACUACAUUAUUAAUAAACCCCCAAAGAACUUCCCACCUCGACCGAUAUGUGUUCCUUUUCUGGGAAACAUUUUUCACCUAAGUACAAAACAGGCUCAUAUAGAUAUGAAUAAGCUUUCUAAGACGUACGGAGAAAUUUAUAGCCUACGACUUUCAAGUACUAGAGUUGUGGUAUUAUGUGGGUUAAACAUCUUGAAAGAAGCUCUUGUGAAUCAAGCUGACAUAUUUUCUGAUCGUGCAAAAUUGCCACUGCUUUUUGAGCUCUUUAAAGGCCAAGGGCUAUUGCACUCCAGCGGGACUCUUUGGAAACAACAAAGAAGAUUUGCUUUAACAACACUGAAAAACUUUGGUUUAGGAAAAAAGAGUUUAGAAGAGAGGAUCUUGGAAGAAAUCAAGCAUCUCCAUGUUGUGGCUGAAAAGGAGAAAGGACAACCAUUUGACCCCCAAAAUAUGAUUCAAACAGCUGUUGCCAACAUUAUUGCAUCUAUUGUUUUUGGAGACCGUUUCAAUUAUAGCGACAUUGAGUUUCAAGAACUUGUUUGUUUAUUUGCGGAGAAUUUGACACUGCAAUCAAGUAUAUGGACACAGCCAUACUUGCCUCCAAAUCCAUUUUCUUGCAGUCUGACUGACCAAUCCAUGUUGGGACAACCAUUUGACCCCCAAAAUAUGAUUCAAACAGCUGUUGCCAACAUUAUUGCAUCUAUUGUUUUUGGAGACCGUUUCAAUUAUAGCGACAUUGAGUUCCAAGAACUUGUUUGUUUAUUUGAGGAGAAUUUGACACUGCAAUCAAGUAUAUGGACACAGAUGUAUAAUGCUUUCCCAAAUACAAUGAAGCUUCUACCUGGACCCCAUAAGAAGAUCUUUAGAAACUGGGAGAAAAUAUUGCAGUUUGUGAAGGAAAGGGUUCAAGCCCACAAAAAGGAGUGGGAGUCAUCAUGCAGCAGAGACUUCAUUGACAGUUACCUAUGUGAGAUUGAAAAGUUUAAAGGUAGCGCUGUGUCGACAUUCCAUGAGGACAACUUGUGUUCUUGCGCUGCAGAUUUGUUUUUGGCUGGGACUGAAACAACUUCAACCACUCUUCACUGGGGUCUUCUGUACAUGGCUGUAUAUCCAGAAAUUCAAGAAAAAGUGCAGGCAGAGAUUGACAAAGUUGUUGGCCAUGGUCGAGAGCCGAGGAUGGAGGACAAGCUAAAUAUGCCUUACACUGAUGCAGUGCUUCACGAGCUACAGAGGAUCAGUAAUGUUCUUCCAAUAAGUGUACCAAGAUGCACAAACAAAGACACAAUGUUAGGAGGCUACUUUCUGCCAAAGGGCACAAUAGUCAUUCCCACUUUGACAUCAGUCUUGUAUGCCACGAAUGAGUGGGAGACACCAUAUGUUUUUAAUCCAGAGCACUUUCUGGAUGAAAAUGGUAAGCUGAAGAAACGGGAUUCAUUUGUGCCAUUCUCAAUAGGGAAACGAAAUUGCAUUGGUGAACAAUUGACUAAAAUGGAACUGUUUCUUUUUUUCACAUCUCUUCUUCAAAAGUUCACAUUCCAAGCUCCCAAAGGCACAAAACUAAGUCUCAAAGUUAAAGUAGGCAUCACGUUAUCUCCACUGCCAUAUAAGAUACAUGCCAUACCUCGAUUGCAAAGUUACAUUUGAACCUGCUGAAGGUUGAGACAAACCAAUAAUGUACCUUUGUGGCUUGAUUACAAUAAAGUAGAUGGUUGUAGAUGUCCUAACCAUAGAAAGUUUAAAAAAAAAUACAAUCAUAUAACCUCAAAAUAUGUUUAAAUAUGGUCAACAGUUCCUAAAGGAUCUGCCUGGAAAUUGGAAAGCAUCUUGUUUCCAGGCAAAUGCAAAAGUUAUUAAGUUGUUGACCUUGGAUUAAGCAGGAUGUGGAAAUGAGGCAUAUGGAUUACAGAAAUGACAUCAAACUUGAUGGAAUGAUUAGGAAACAUAUAACGUAGACCCACUGAGCUGGACUGUAGACUUAUUCUGAAAGCCAAAAGGCACUGGUGCAUGUGAUAAGUAUGUCAUAAGCAGCAGAUAUAACCAAACAUGUGUUAAGGAUCACCAUCAGAGACAGUGCCUGCUAUGUAUUCCACUGCACAAAAAUACUAACAGCACCUUAUGGACCAGGAAAAACUGGGACAAAACUAAGUGCAUAGGGAGGCCAUAUGAGACUUAGUUGAACUGCGUCACCCACACACACAGACUUAAAGGGUUGUGUGGAAUGCUCAUUCAACGGGGCAAAAAAGGUUUGUGUAGCACUAAUAAUCUUAACUACACUGGCAUUUCAGUGGCAGACAUAUUAGGUAUAUUGCAGGAUACAACCUCAUGUAUAUUACUCUAGUUUCUUGACAUCCUGUUACAGCAGGAGGAGGAGAGUACCUGGCUCCCCAGGAGUACAGAUACAACAGUUACUACUGUGCAGGCAUUUUACAGCAUAUUCCAAUUCCUUGAUAUCUUUGGAGGCACAGAUUACACACACAUUCCCUUUAAGGUCCCACCUGAUCCACAAUGGUAGAGUUGCAUCACUAGGAAGGGUUUCCACUCACUCAGCUGACAGAUGGUGUGUAAUGCCCAGCAUGUUAUAUAAUGUGUCCAACACCACCCAGGCAGUAUAGAUGAUUCACACAUAUGAUCAUCUGAGCUGCACCACCAGUUUUGCACAGGGGGACUUUCCACAGGGUCAUCUAAUUGGUAGCUGCAAACAUAAGCAGGUCACACAAAGCAGUAAAUAAAAAUGCUUAACACAUACACAUGAAAAAUGUUUCUACACACAUCUAGGACAUUAUUUAUCUACACUCUUGGUAUGUCACCAGCAAUUUAUAUACACUCUCACCAUUUCACCAAAACUACUAAAAUUCCCUUAAACCUGUCUCAUUUAUACAACCUGGUAGAAACUAAAAAGUAUAACUUUGCAUACAACAUACGAAAAAAGGUACAGAAGAUUCCUCCUUGAAGCACCCUGGCACACUAAAUCUAGCCCCCUAAAUCCAAAAACAUACUUAUUUUAAUUUAAAACUACAAGAUAAAAUAAAAACAAUAUUUAAAAAGAAUUACUCUGGACCCAUAUUUUCCACUCACUACAAUGUAAAACAUGAAAAUUGACACACUACAUAACAAAAAAGGGAGAAAGAGGGAGAAAAUAACAUCCCCCAAAACAUCUUACUCUACCUAAAGCAACAUCACAAACUCAGAUCACGAUUUUAUUUAAUUUAAAUAUGAUAAGUCAAGUAAAUUUCUUAAUUAAACAAAGUGAAACAUGGACCCCAUUUCCCAUUCACUACAGUGUAAAUAAAAAAAAAUAAUAAUUUUACAUACUGCUCACACAUAAUCCAUAUAUACAACCUCUCAAGAUAACACUUCCCACCUAACUAAUCCCUUAAGAAUAAAAUUCUUUCUUAUUAGAACUAAAAGGUUAAAAUAAAAUGCUAAUCCUAACAAACCUGUCAUUUGAGACGGAUCUGGAUUUGUAUUAUGUUCGGAGUAUUUGUUGAGUUUUUACACAGAAAUGUUCAUAACUUCUGAGUAUGUUCUCUUAUAAACAGUGCUGCAAUGAACUAACUAAGAAAUUUAAGGAGCAAUCUAAUCAGGAAUAACAGUAGCAAACCACAUUAACAAUACAGCCCUAAGAGUUGACCCAUUUAUUUGGUAUUUGGGAUCUUAAUUGGACAAUGAUUUAACUUUUAACCAAAAUGUGCCCAUUGUUGUAAGAGAGUCCUUCUAUACUGUACAGACAGCUUAUAAACAAAGGGAUUGUGUCUAGAUCAAGGGAAGUCAUUGCCCCCCUUUACUAAGCCUUCAUUAUUCCAAUCAUUGAAUAUAAUGCCUCUUUGGAAUGUAUCUCUCUGGACACAUGCAACAAACGGAACUCCCACAGAGAUACCUUACUAAUAGGAUACAAGACCUAAACAUGUCCUCCAACUCAAAGCCCCAUCAUUAUAUUUGGUAUCCUACAGACUGCUAAGAGGUGACCUUUGUUUGGCAUACAAGGCAUCAUCUGACCCAGUACUGAUGG
This is a messenger RNA of Protopterus annectens (West African lungfish), 4123 nucleotides long. Its product is annotated as cytochrome P450 2J2. The transcript is spliced from 11 exons. NCBI's taxonomy places the organism in Eukaryota, Metazoa, Chordata, Ceratodontiformes, Protopteridae. Gene Ontology annotation, molecular function: heme binding; oxidoreductase activity, acting on paired donors, with incorporation or reduction of molecular oxygen, reduced flavin or flavoprotein as one donor, and incorporation of one atom of oxygen; iron ion binding. Gene Ontology annotation, biological process: xenobiotic metabolic process. The coding region runs from base 19 to 1758 and encodes 579 amino acids. Gene Ontology annotation, cellular component: intracellular membrane-bounded organelle; cytoplasm. The record is from RefSeq and is a predicted model, not a curated record.